Molecule: messenger RNA, 1212 nt
Organism: Helianthus annuus (common sunflower)
Lineage: Eukaryota; Viridiplantae; Streptophyta; Magnoliopsida; Asterales; Asteraceae
Exons: 1
Coding region: 1-1212 (403 amino acids)
Source: RefSeq, a predicted model, not a curated record
AUGGAGGCUCCAGGCAAGGUGCACAUGAGGCUAGACCCAGCAAGUACCACACACCCCGAGGAGUCAUCAGUAGAGAAGAAAGUGGAGAAGCAGCCGACGAAGGUUCAGCCAUCACCAGUGAUUGAUUAUUCUCGCCUUCCGUUUCCCGCCCUCGCUAAGCAGCAGAAGUAUGCUCAGGAAUACGGGAAAUUCCUUGAGAUGUUCACGCAGUUGAAAAUCAAUCUUCCGUUUAUCGAGGCGCUUCAAUCUAUGCCUAAGUAUGCUAAAUUUCUCAAAGAUCUUUUGAAGCGCAAGGAGAGGAUUGGUGAGCUUUCGAAUAUUCCAUUGACAGGAGGUUGUUCCGCGGUAGUCUUGAAUAAGCUGCCAGAGAAAUUAACCGAUCCUGGUACUUUCACGAUUCCAUGUUUCUUUGGGGGAGCCGUUACCCCCGCUCACGCUCUAGCCGAUUUAGGGGCCGGCAUCAAUAUGAUGCCGUUUUUGUUGUACGAGAGGCUUGGUUUAGGAGGGUUGACGCCCACGCGUAUGUCGUUGUCCUUGGCUGACCGAUCAGUCAAGUAUCCUCGUGGGAUAGUGGAGAAUUUGUUGGUCAAGGUUGAUAAGUUCGUAUUUCCGGUAGAUUUCGUUGUGCUUGAUAUGGAGGCUGAUGAGAGAGUUCCUAUUAUUCUGGGCCGUCCAUUCCUUAGAACCACCAAGGCGAUUAUCGACGUCUUUGACGGUAAGAUUUCUCUUCGAGCGGGUGACGAGAUUGUCACAUUCGAGAUUGACAUAGCGAUGCAGCAUCCAGGAGGUCGAGAUGAUGAUAGCGGGCCGUGUCAUUCUGAUUUAGUAGGCGAGGGAGUUGUUGACGAGCAUGAUGAAGAGAAGGUUGAAGAAGUUGAGGAGGAGCAGUUAGAUAAGGAUGAUGAGUUGUGUGUUCCUGAGCCGUUGGAGCUCGACGCGAUUAGUGAUGAGAGUACUCCUGUAGGGAUUCCACCGCCUUUAGAACUUAAGGUUCUUCCAUCACAUCUCGAGUACGCAUUUCUAGGAGAGAAGCCGGAUAUGCCCGUCAUCAUAUCUUCGAAAUUGACAGAGGAGGAGAAAGGGAGGUUGAUUGAGGUGCUGAGAGAGCACAGUGAUGCGAUUGCCUGGAGGCUAUCUGAUAUCAAGGGCAUCAGCCCUACUUUUUGCACGCAUCGCAUUCUGAUGGAGGAUGUUUACAAGCCUGUAGUGUAG